This is a messenger RNA of Mauremys reevesii (Reeves's turtle), 2338 nucleotides long. It is a transcript of the gene SLC37A4, whose product is annotated as solute carrier family 37 member 4. Gene Ontology annotation, biological process: phosphate ion transmembrane transport; glucose-6-phosphate transport. Bases 820 to 2109 code for a protein of 429 amino acids. The transcript is spliced from 9 exons. The record is from RefSeq and is a predicted model, not a curated record. NCBI's taxonomy places the organism in Eukaryota, Metazoa, Chordata, Testudines, Geoemydidae. Gene Ontology annotation, cellular component: endoplasmic reticulum membrane. Gene Ontology annotation, molecular function: glucose 6-phosphate:phosphate antiporter activity.
ACCGCUCAACUACAUAACCGCUCCACAGGCCCCCAGCCAUCAUACCCCCCCCCCCACCUACCCAUGUGACACACACCCCGACCAAUUCUCAGGCAUAUAACCCCACAGGCAUACACAGACUUCCUUCCUGAGGCUGGCAUGUAACCUCACCCACACACAAGUCCCUUUCCCCACUUAAAGCCUGCAGUCUGCCCCAUGUUGCCCUCCUCCGGAGUUCAGCAGGAGUGUUUUGCUUUCUGGCAUUUUGCUUGAUAUCCAUUUCCUGGGUGAGCUUUCACCUCAAGGAUGAGCAGCUGAAGAGACUUUUAUAUUUAGUUCUUGCCCCCUCCCAACCCCAGACCCUUAUCUGUAUUGAUGCAGCUCCAGUUACAGCAGUGCAAGCUGCCCUGGUGCCACCAUUCAUCUAGUUCUUUGGGCUCAAAGCUAACUCAGUGUUUGCUCUGAACUUCACACUUUCCAUGCUCAGGCUGAUGGUUUUGUCCUGAAUGACGAGUUCCCUAAGUUAAUCAUUCUCCAGAAAGCAGCUGUAAACACAACGGAGAAGAAAAGAGAACAUCAACAAAGCUGUAGCUCUGCAAAAUACCCCAGGAUGUGAAUUCUGAUGAGAGUCCAGCCUCCUGUUCAGACACCCUGAUAGCUGCUGUUUUCCUCGUUCAAAACUGCUCUUUUGUUCCAACUUUUAUUUACAAGCAGUUGCUAUUUUUUAAAAUCUUUUAUUACAACUAUUCACUACAGCUGUGAGCUGAAUUUUUAAAAAGCAGGACAAAUCCUCCUAUCAACAGGAUUUUUCUUUUUUGGAGAUAUUACUCUGAAUUUACCAUGGUGGAUAAGGGUUACAGUUACUACCGAACAGUGAUAUUUACUGCCAUGUUUGUUGGCUACACACUGUACUAUUUCAAUAGAAAAACAUUUUCAUUUGUAAUGCCCUCAAUCAUGGAGGAAAUAGAAUUGGACAAAGAUGACUUGGGUCUCAUCACUAGCAGCCAGUCUGCAGCCUAUGCUAUCAGUAAAUUUAUCAGUGGAGUCCUCUCUGAUCAAAUGAGUGCCCGCUGGCUCUUCUCAUCUGGCCUUCUACUGGUGGGCGUAGUCAAUGUUGUCUUUUCUUGGAGCUCUACUGUUACAGUCUUUUCAGGGCUGUGGUUCCUGAAUGGGCUGGCACAAGGACUGGGGUGGCCACCAUGUGGGAAGGUACUGCGCAAAUGGUUUGAGCCUUCCCAGUUUGGGACGUGGUGGGCAAUUCUCUCCACCAGCAUGAAUCUGGCUGGUGGCUUGGGUCCCAUUGUUGCUGCUCUGAUGGCUCUGCGCUACGACUGGCGCACAACUCUGUCCGUCUCUGGCUUCAUCUGCGUGGGUGCCUCCUUUGUUUGUCUUGUCCUGAUUAAAAAUGAGCCCUCAGACGUUGGGCUACCAAAGAUUGAACCAGGAACCAUGAAAGGGAAAAAAGGCUCAUCCAGAGAUGACAGCACCCUGGCGGAGCUGCUACUCUCGCCAUAUCUGUGGGUACUCUCGACUGGCUACCUGGUUGUCUUUGGAGUGAAGACAUGCUGUACGGAUUGGGGUCAGCUCUUCCUGAUUCAGGAAAGAGGACAGUCUGCUCUUGUGGGCAGUUCUUACAUGAGUGCCUUGGAGAUUGGGGGCCUGGUAGGAAGCAUUGCUGCUGGGUACCUUUCUGACAGAGCAGUAGCACGGGUGGGUCUGUCAAGUUAUGGAAAUCCUCGGCAUGUGCUCCUGCUUUCCAUGAUGGCGGGAAUGUCUGCUUCGAUGUACCUUUUCCGGGUCACAAUCACAAGUGACUCUCCUAAGCUGUGGAUACUGAUUCUAGGAGCCAUCUUUGGGUUUUCUUCUUAUGGACCAAUUGCAUUGUUUGGAGUGAUAGCAAAUGAGAGCGCACCUUCCAACCUGUGUGGCACCUCACAUGCUAUUGUUGCACUACUGGCCAAUGUUGGUGGUUUCCUGGCUGGAUUGCCUUUCAGUACUAUAGCCAAGCACUACAGUUGGGCCACAGCCUUCUGGGUAGCUGAAAUAACGUGUGUCAUCAGCACCAUAGCCUUUUUCUUGUUACGGAACAUCCGCACCAAGAUGGGUCGGGUACCCAAGAAGAUUGACUAAAGAUGAGCUGCAAAGGUACUAAGGAUGCUCCAGAUGCCAUCUAGGGAUGGCAAAUGACUACUCACUGGCCUGGUACUGAGUUUCCUACCAAUGCAACCUAGAGCAGAAUAUUUAUCAAAACUUCAUUUAAUUUUAGUCAUUUUCCUGUUUAGAAAGGCACAAAAUCUUCAUUGGCUUAUGUUUUAAUGCCUACACAAUUUGUGGUUGUUCAAUUAUAGUUUACAUCUCA